Messenger RNA from Choloepus didactylus (southern two-toed sloth), 4298 nucleotides. It is a transcript of the gene ZBP1, whose product is annotated as Z-DNA binding protein 1. The record is from RefSeq and is a predicted model, not a curated record. Gene Ontology annotation, molecular function: DNA binding; double-stranded RNA adenosine deaminase activity; RNA binding. Gene Ontology annotation, cellular component: nucleus. Bases 240 to 1550 code for a protein of 436 amino acids. The transcript has 9 exons. Lineage: Eukaryota; Metazoa; Chordata; Mammalia; Pilosa; Megalonychidae. Gene Ontology annotation, biological process: positive regulation of type I interferon-mediated signaling pathway.
CAGGAGUUCUGUUUUCUUUUUCUCCAGAAAGCUAAUGGGGUUGAGCUGGCCUGAGACAGAUGGGACAGGCUUGCACUGUGUGUGAUGAGCCGACGGCAGCCUGUUGAAGCCGGCCACCUUCCCCCGGGAGUUAAGAGCUGCCGGGAGCACCCGGCCCAGCUCCCUCGGGCCUCGCAGCCCUGACCCAGCUCCCAAGGCCAGGGCCAAGUCCCCGAAGUCUCCGUCCAGCCACCGUCAGCAUGGCCAAGGCCCCGGCUGACCCAGCCACCGAAGGCGACCUUGAGCAGAAGAUUCUGCAGGUGCUGAGGGACGCUGGCUCCCCGCUGAAGACCACCCAGCUGGUGAAGGAAUGCCAAGUGCCCAAGAAGGAGCUCAACCAAGUUCUCUACCAAAUGCAGAAGAAGUCAAAAGUCACCCUGGCUGCCCCCGCCACCUGGUGCUUCGGUGGGAGUGAGACUCGAGUCACCGGUCCUGCAGCGCUGGCUGAGCCCGGUGGUGCCCUGACUCUCCAAAAAGGAGCAGCUGCAGUGCCCCCGACUCCUGGGCCUCAGCUCAGCGGACGGCAGGAAGCCAUUUACAGGCUUCUGGAAGCUGGGGGGCCCCUCAGUGCCCUGAACAUCUCCCAGGCCCUGGGCAUGAAGACGGCAAAAGACGUUAACCGAGACUUGUAUGAGAUGAGGGACAAGCACCUUCUGAGCCUGGACCAGAAUUCAAAAUCGUGGACGAUUUACCGACCAGGAGAUUAUGAAAGAAAACAUCAACUCACCACAGUUAUUUACCAGCAAAAUCCAGUCAAUGUGAUCCACCAAAAUGGACCCAAUAGCCAAAUUUCCAUUAUACACUCUGAAGCCACACAGAUCGGACAUGGUAACACCAUAAAGAGAGAAAUGGCCUCUGGGGAGAGUGGCUCGACGGCCCCCCUCCGUCUCCCCCCGACGGCACAAGGUGAUGCCUCAAUGCAGGGGUCCCCAGCCGGCGCCUGGGGGGUCCAGGACAUCCAUGUGGAGAAGUCUGUGUUCCGACGGGUGCAGCUGGGACACGGCAACGAGAUGAGUCUCCACGGAGCCCGGGCCGAGGGCCCUGUGCUCAUCCCCUCGGGCAGCCCCCCAGCCUCUGCCGCCACCGGCCAGGAGCCCUUGUUCGAAGUGCGGAUGCCCACGCCGGGACCUCUCCCAGAGGGGGACGCGGCCCAGCGAGUCCACAUUGCGUCAUGCUUCCUCGAGGACACCGCCAUCGGCAACAGCAACAAAAUGACCAUCGGCGCAGGGACGGUGGGGCGCGCAGGAGUGGCCAGGCCCCCCGACGGCUGGGGGAGGCCCGGAGAGUGGGAAAAGGACACAGAGGAAGGCCCAGCUCCGGGCUCUGAAGCUGUGCUGUCCAGAGGUGAUUUCUUCGGUGACGUCCACCAGGCUGCCCCCAGCAACAUGUCCACACUCACCCCCUCCUUUGAGGCUGUGACUCUUGGGAAUGGGGACCCCACACCCGCAGGAGACGGCGGCUGUGCAGCUGGCACCUCAGACAUGGGGAAGCAGCAGGGAGGCUGGAUUUAGAAGGAAGGGCCCUCUUGGCAAGUGCCGCGUCUGCCUUCCAUAAACACCUUGGUGACCUCUUUGCUUCCCAACGCGUGGCCCACGUUUCAGCUGAGAUGUGACCUCAUCCAGGAAGUCUUGCCAAGUACCUGGUCUAGCCUCAUUCUUCUUCUCUGCUUCUGAGGCCUCUGGUGCAUCCCCCAUCAAACCCAGACUUCGUUAUCCUGUCAUCACCUAGUUGCUUGUCUAUCUCUCCACACUCAUCAAGUCUCAUUCAGCUGUAGGGGACAGAAAGCCAGAUCAGCUUCAGCACAAAAGGGGACAGAGUGGCCCUUCUAAUAGAUGAGUCCAGGGAUAGAGCCUGCUUCAGGAAUGUCUGGAUCCAGGGGCUUAGACAAUGUCUUAGGACUCAGCCUCUCUCCCUCCAUCUCUCUGCCUACCUUCCUUAUCAGGGGAAAUGGCCCAAAGAUGGCCCCCAGCAGCCCCCUACCUCCAUCCACCAGCCUUGCAGGAGAGCAACUCUGCCCCAUUGGAUAGCUAAGGUCACAGUGUCGUCACAAACUGGUCACUGGUUAGAGCAAUGGAGCGCUGUGAUUGGCCAGGCCAGUGUCACAGGGUCUAGCCUAGAAACUGGGAUUGGGGGGGGAGCACCAGCCACCCCUAGCCGUAGGACCUGCAAGUGCAGGAUGGGCAGUUCCCUCAAGUGAAAUCCAAGGUCUGUUACCAGAAAAGGGAGGCCAGGCCAGCAGGAAAAUAGCAGUCGGCUGCACCCCCAACCCCAGCUUUGGACAGUGAAAUUCCUGGGCCCAGGGGCCUGGUCUCGUCUCUCCCACUUCCUGGGUUAGUGGUGGCUGCCUAGGGAAUGUAUGCCAGCUGCUGCCAUGGGCCAGGGCCUCUUCUGGGCCCUCAGGCGACAGAGAGAGGGAGACAAACCCCUGCCCUCAGCAGGGAGGAGGACCCAUCCAUGGGCAGCGGGCACCCAGUAGGAGUGAUCACAGGGAAUUAGGCAGGUGCAGAGCCGGGGCCCUGACACAGACUGGAGGAAUCCAGGAGGCUUCCUGGAGGAGGAAGAAACCUACAGCUCAUCCUUAGAGGGCAGAGGAAGGAGGUCAGGGUGGGAUGGGAAUGGUACUGCAGGCGGAGCACAACCCAGGGCAAAGACAGCAAGGUCAGAAGCAACAUGAUUUAUUCUGAGAACCAUGGCAGUUGGGCGGUGCUGGAAGGGCCCAGCCAAGGCUGGUGCAGGCGGGAGGGCAGCUGGAGGGGAAGCCAGAGCCAGAUCACGUGUGCCUGUGAGUUUGGGUCCGACGCUCGGCUCUUCAGAAGCAGGGCCCCGUCUGCCUGUGGAUGCCAGAGAACCGAGCAGGUCCAUGCCACAAGGUAGCUGGAUUCAUUAAAGGGUGGGGUUGGGUGUUCUUGUCCCAUGGGAUGGAAUUGCCUAGCCCCUACUGAGUGCAUGGGAUAUUCAGUUUGCAAACAUGAGCCACCAGGUCUCAGGAUGGCUUGGGAUUGGGUUUGGCCCAUUGCUCACGGGGUUGGCUUCCCCCUGAGGUGAGCUGAAAACGCUUCCACUCAAAGCAAGGCUCCGUGUCAGCAGGGGAUCAAAAUGCACUGUCAGAACUCAGCUCCCACCCCCUCUGAACCAGAAUAUUAAUUUUUCAGUGAGAUUUUCCCUCUUCGUAUAAUUAAUUUGUCAUAAACACACUGACAAAUCAUUGCUGGCAGUUAAUGGGGGUUGGAGGUGAAGGUCAAAGCUGGUCGCUUCAGGAAGGAAAUUAACUAGCUACCAUUAAAAGCAGAAAAUGAUUAAGUCCCACCAUCCCCCAGCCUAACCCACUCACUGGCCCCUCCUGUCUUCUAUGAUCUGUGCAAACAGAAUGUGCAGCCUCCAGAGGUGGGCUGGGGGGUGGGUAGGAAUUUGCUCAAUGACUUGGAAAUGAUUUUCCAAAAAUACCAUGACCUCCACAUGAACAGGUCCAUUUUCACCCCCAUUACUCUCUUCCUCUCGGAGUGAACCCAGACCCGACCCUUCACCUGUGGGGUUUUAGCGGAUAGCCAAGAUAGGAGGCUUAGAACAGGAAAAAGAGUCUAUGGAGAAAGCUGGGAGUAUUUUGACUGCAAGUGACAGAAAUCUAGCUCACCCUGGCUUAAACAAAAAGGGGGAUAUAUUUGCUUGUACCACUGGGAAGCUAAGGGAUCCUAGCUUCAGGAAUGGCUGGAUCCAGGGGGAUCAAGUAUUAUUUUCAGGACUCUGUCUUUCCAUCUCUCUGAGAGGCUCUCUCCACGUGGCUCCCAGCCACCCAGCAUUUAUGGCCUAAUAGCUUAGCCACCACAGCAGAAAGAAAAUUCUUCAAGCUAAAUAGAGCUGGUGGAAUGUCCCAGGGAAGAUUCUGAUUGGUCAAGCUUGGGUCACAUGCUGGUCCUUGAACCAAUCAGGGAGAAAGGAGUAUUCUCAUUGGUUAACAUGGGGUCAGAUGUGCUGCCCCCUGGUGGGGGGAAGUGAGAAGGAUGUGAAAUGCAUUCCUGAAAAAAGAGUGGACCUUUAUCAGAAGAGGGGAGGGAUGCUGCACGGCAAAAAGCAGGUAUCCAUGUGAGACCAAGGAAAGAGAUGGUUAUCUGGAGCAUGAGCUAUAUUUUCUACAGUAAAUUAAACAAUUUAACUUGUACAGUCAGCUUGUUCAAACACCACAAUUACAUGGAACUUUGAACAGGAAGUGAGAUCUGGUAGGUUUGCACAGGUUAGUGUGAAAUAGUGACACAUCCCAGAGU